This is a messenger RNA of Prorocentrum cordatum, 696 nucleotides long. The record is from the annotation of a GenBank genome assembly. Lineage: Eukaryota; Dinophyceae; Prorocentrales; Prorocentraceae.
AUGCCCGUCCAAGCGUUCACUGCUCACUCGGUCUCCGCUGCCACCACGCCACGGACCAAGGAGCACCAGCUGCUGCUGGAUAGGCUCGACCUUGGGAAGGUCGGCCCUGCGAGAGCGUGCCGCGAGGGGCUGCCGGGGAGCGGCCCUGGAACGGGCGGCGGGCGAGAGAGCGGGGGGCUCGCAGGGACCACCCCGGACGGGCUCAUCGUCGAGUUCGAGGGCACGAUCGUCGGGCCGAAGGACCCGGGCAUCGUCAUAGGCCCAGGCGGCACCAGGUUUGUCCUCGGCGACGCCGAGAAGUCCGCCGAGGUGCGGUCCUCCGCCGCGGGCUCCGACGGGAACUCCGGCUGGGGCCUGCCGCAGGUCGCGGCGGCGGUGUCCUCCGUCGCGGUCGCGGUCGUGCUCUUUCUGACAUCUGGGGGCUUGCAGAACGUGCCCUUCGUCGGCAACGGGCUCCCCCCGGGCUCGGGCCCGGUCACGCGCACGAACAUAACGAUCGUCGAGACGCGCACCAAGCAGGACGACGGGACUUCGGUCAAGGUUACCGACAAGAUCACGCGAAGAGAGAGACUGGUACCGGGCCAAGCGCCGAGGGUCACGGAAACCACAACGCGCACAGAGAAGAUCCUUAAAGAUCAGCGUACAAAGAGGUUGACGGAGGCGCCCAAGAUCGCGCUGGAAGCUCCCGAGACCUGA